This is a messenger RNA of Nerophis lumbriciformis (worm pipefish), 640 nucleotides long. It is a transcript of the gene lamtor3, whose product is annotated as late endosomal/lysosomal adaptor, MAPK and MTOR activator 3. Gene Ontology annotation, biological process: positive regulation of TOR signaling; cellular response to amino acid stimulus. Lineage: Eukaryota; Metazoa; Chordata; Actinopteri; Syngnathiformes; Syngnathidae. The record is from RefSeq and is a predicted model, not a curated record. Gene Ontology annotation, cellular component: Ragulator complex.
GACGUAAUCUUCGCGCAUGCGUGGCUCAAUCGUGUCAUCCGGCAGUGUCACGUGAUACGGGACCUGCUGACAUUUGUAUUAUUAUUAUUAUUAUUAUUAGUUCCGCACGAACAAAGUGGAUCUGAAGUGACUCACCGACGACAGAACAGGCAGCAGAAGCUUCACGUGACAGGAAAGGACACUUUCCACCAUGGUUGAUGACCUAAAGAAGUACCUGUUCAAACAAUUACAAAGUGUUGAAGGCAUUCACGCCAUCGUGGUCACAGACAGAGAUGGAGUCCCGGUCAUCAAAGUUGCCAGUGAUAAUGCUCCUGGUCCUGCUAUGAAACCUGGCUUCCUGUCCACCUUUGCCCUGGCCACAGACCAGGGCAGCAAGCUGGGCCUCUCCAAGAACAAGAGUAUCAUCUGCUACUACAACAGUUACCAGAUUUUGCAGUUCAAUCGGUUACCCCUGGUGGUCAGUUUCAUUGCCAGCAGCAAUGCCAACACAGGCCUGAUCAUGAGCUUGGAGAAGGAGUUAGCGCCUUUAAUAGAAGAGCUGAGGCAAGUCGUGGAAGUCACUUAAACUUUGAAGUGACGGUCUACUUCCUGUAUGUCGGCUGUCAACGCAAGAAGUGGAAAUAAAGGUUUGAUUUCAGUA